This is a messenger RNA of Wyeomyia smithii (pitcher-plant mosquito), 906 nucleotides long. RefSeq lists its product as uncharacterized. The coding region runs from base 1 to 906 and encodes 301 amino acids. The record is from RefSeq and is a predicted model, not a curated record. The transcript has a single exon. Gene Ontology annotation, molecular function: nucleic acid binding. NCBI's taxonomy places the organism in Eukaryota, Metazoa, Arthropoda, Insecta, Diptera, Culicidae.
AUGCGAGCAACAUUCCUGCUACACGACGUCGAAGUACAAGGUCAGUUGGUGGACAUAUCCAGAUUUUCUAAGUGGAACGUGCUUAUCAGAACGCUGGCAUGUGUAAAUAGGUUCAUCAACAAUCUGCGAGCGAAGCGACAAGGGAAGGUGAUAGAAGUUGUUCCAGCACCGCCGAAAAUUAAAGCAUUAGUACUAAGGAAGCUAUCGGCUAUCGAGAAGCCGAUCGACCGCGAAGAACAUCAAGUAGCAGAAAGAGCGUUGUUGAAGUUGGCACAAGUGGAGGCAUAUCCGGACGAAGUGAGAACUUUGUUGAAGAGUCGUCAAGAAAAAUGUUCAACCGGAGUGAGUCUGGAAAAAAGCAGUCUUCUCUACAAGCUGUCACCGAUACUGGAUGAGUUUGAUGUAAUACGAAUGGAAGGACGGUUGGCCACGGCGGACUUCUUACCCUUCGAACUGCGUUACCCGAUAGUGUUGCCAAGGGGCCAUCAGAUCACACGUAAACUUCUGGACCAUUAUCAUCAAAAGUUCGGCCAUGCAGGACGGGAGACGGUCACCAACAAAGUGCGACAGAGGUUCUGCAUUCCGCAUCUUCGAGCCGAAAUAAAGAAGGUGAUGGACAGUUGCAUGUGGUGCAAAAUUAAGAAAUGCAAACCUGACACACCGAGAAUGGCACCGUUACUAACACAGCGUAUAACGCCCAAUCGUCGUCCGUUCAGCUUUAGUGGAGUCGACUUCUUCGGUCCCCUGGAGGUAACCGUCGGUCGGCAUGUGGAGAAACGAUGGGUGGCGUUGUUCACAUGUCUCGUUACCAGAGCAAUCCACCUAGAAGUGGCCCAUAGUUUGUCAAGCCAGUCCUGCUUGAUGGCAAUAAGACGGUUUGCAAGCGUUCACGGACGCAAGAACUAA